Messenger RNA from Dujonia railenensis, 834 nucleotides. The record is from the annotation of a GenBank genome assembly. NCBI's taxonomy places the organism in Eukaryota, Fungi, Ascomycota, Pichiomycetes, Serinales, Debaryomycetaceae.
AUGUCUGUUCUGAUGUUUGACAUUAAGAGUAAAGUGGCAUUGGUUACAGGAGCUAACAGAGGAAUUGGGUUAGCCAUUGCUGAAGCAUAUGUGGAAUCAAGUUGCCAUGUGAUAAUGAUCCAUAGACCAGAGACUGAUCCCAGUGAAGCUGUUUCUAGAUUGGAAGGCAAAAGAAGACAAGGAGAACACACUGAAAUUAUAACUUUACCAUUUAAUCUUAACUCUGUAUCACAAGAAUCAGUUGAGAAGUUAACUAGUCUUGCCUUGGAUAAAUCUCCAACGAAGAGAAUUGAUAUACUUGUAAAUAAUGCAGCAGUGGCCAAAGCGAUACUUGCUCAAGAUUUGUCAAUGAAAGAUUACGACGAAAUCAUGACUGUAAACUUGAAAGCCCCCUUAUUAUUUCUGAAGGUUGUAGGUAAACAUAUGAUUGACAGGUAUGAGAAUCAUGAUGACAGCUAUAGAGGGAAGAUUAUUAACAUUUCAUCCAUAAUGGCUUACACGGCCAUGACCCAUUCCACAGCUUAUACUGUGGCCAAGUCCGGACUACACAAUCUUACCAAAUCGCUUUCAAAUGAGUGGUCUUUGAAGGGUAUCAAUGUCAACGUAAUUGCACCGGGUCCAACGGACACAGAUAUGAUUAAAAGAAUUCAAAGGGAGAGAAGGAGUAAUGGAGAAGAAACAAGCUCGAAUACCACCAUUGCAAGCAGUAAAAUUCCAUUUGGCAGAAAAGCAGAUCCAGAGGAUUAUAAGGGAACUAUUAUAUACUUGUCCUCCAGGGCAAGUGACUAUGUCUGCGGCAGUGUUGUGGUAGUUGAUGGUGGUUACAUGGGUUGA